AUGCAGAACGAACAGCUAAACGAAUUUACUCCAGCAGAGCAUAUUCAUCAGAUUCGCUCAUAUUUCGAUAUCAUAGACAAUGCAGUUCAAAUUGGUGACACUAAUAGAAAAUAUUCUGACGCAAAGAUUCCAUCACAACCUGGAACUGCUAAAGAUAACACAUGGGUAACAUUCAAUCUCUCACCUCCUGGUGAAAAUAUGUUGGACCUUUACAAUACAUUCAUUACGUAUAAAAUGGAAGGUCAAUUUAUUGUAGAUAAAGAAAUUGGUUCAGGUUCCAAUAAAACAAACCCACCAGGAUUUUGGAUUGGUUUCGAUGACGCUUUCUAUGCAGUUGCUGGAUAUCAAAUCCUUGCAAAUGGUCGUAUCGUAUAUUCUCAAGACAACGCAAGAGAAGAAGCAUAUAUAACUUCAAACUCACAAACUACCGAACAAAUAAAGAAAGUAGAUGUUUUCUCAAAGACUCGACAUGAAGAUGUAUGGAGUCAUUCGGGAACAUGCAGAACAGGACAAAUUGUUAGUGGUCCAAUUACAGCAGGAAAAUCAUUUGAUUUUAAGCUUCGUUUAAGAAUUCCUGUUAGAAGAUUCCUUCCAUUAGAAGCUAUUCGAUUUAUUCCAGCUUUUGCAGGAAACAUUCAGCUUAAA
Molecule: messenger RNA, 645 nt
Organism: Trichomonas vaginalis G3
Lineage: Eukaryota; Parabasalia; Trichomonadida; Trichomonadidae
Exons: 1
Source: RefSeq, a predicted model, not a curated record